UCCUGUCUCAAAGGAAUAUUAAGAAAACAAAGCUAAUAAUGGUGUCUGUUUACAGUUUCAGAGAGUUUCUCAGUGAGAGACUGAGUGCUGUUGCAGAGGAAAUCUUGAGAGUCUUUGAGAAAACUGUUAGUGAGUACGAAGAAGAGAUGAACCGUCAGCGCACAUUCCUACUGAACACCGCGAAUACAUCAUCAGGAGAAAAACAGAACAGAAUAGAGUUCAUACAGCAACAUGUCUGCAAAGAGGAGGAGAAGCAGGAGGAAGAGGUUCUCACUGAGCAGCACCUCUGUAUCCAGGAGAGGAGCUCCAGUCUGGUCCAAGAGGACGCUCAGAUUAAAAAUGAACAGGAGGAUCUCUGUAUUGAUCAGGAAGAGCAGAUUAAAGUAACACAGGAGACCGAUGUCACAAUGCUGACUGUUUCUGAUGAAACUGACCACAAUACAGAUCAAAUUAUGCACUCAAAUCCUGAUGGGACUCGGUGCACAGACAAGACUCUGAACAACAUAUCAGCCAAAAGCUGCAAGUCACAAGAGCCAAACACUGACGACCAGCUUCUCUCCCUGUACUCUGGUUCAGCUGAGAGCCAAGGUGGCACAGGAGAACAGUAUGGAGACUCACUAUCAGCUAAAUUAGCAGCAAAAAACUAUCGGAAGACACCGAACUCUAAUGCUUCCUGUCAUUCUCACAAGGAUCAAAAGUCUUUACGUUGUGAAAUUUGUGGGAAAUGUUUCAAAUUUCACUCGAAGCUGAUCACCCACCUGAGUGUCCACACAGGAGUGAAGUGCUAUUCCUGUGACAUCUGCAGUAAAAGUUUUAAUAAGACAUCAACGCUGAAUGCCCAUAGAAAAAAUCAUGCUGCCAAGAGACCUCAUUCUUGCAGGACUUGUGGGAAAAGUUUCCGAACCCGGUCUGUCUUGUUGGUCCACAUGAGAAGACACACAGAGCGUAUUCCUCCAUUGAAGACGCCAGAAUCGGUGCUGGAGAGAAUUGCUGGUGACAGUUCAGAGGUAGAAGAGUUGUGUGACCUUGAUGACACCUUGGAGGAUCUCGGUUACUGUCCUCCACAGCUGGAGCCACACAGUAGCAGUACUGAACCUCCCACCCCCCUUCCCACUGAGGCCAGUGGGGGAAAGAAUUGUUUCCUUGAUGAAACAGGUGACCCCAGAAUUGCUGUUUUGCCUACUGCCACAUGUUGGACUCAACCGGUUGAAUCCGAUAGCUCAAUUGAUUAUCCUAAAGAGCCAACUCCAGCACAAAGCCUUCAAGGACAACCCAAACAAGGACAUAAUGUGCACUGGAGCGCUGCUCAGUUGACCCCUGACCUCGAACAGUGUGAGCCUGAGGAGGAAACCGGGCAAGACCGGGACGGCUGGACCUCACUGGACUAUGUAAACCAGUACAUCGACGAUGAUUUGAUGCAACUAAUUGUCGGCUGCUCCAAUGCUACGGCUCUGGCUAGAUGUGGCCACCCUCUCAACACUUCAGUGGAGGAGAUGUACCAUUUCUUUGGUGCCUCGAUUCUGAUGUCCUGCAUCCCGUACCCACAAACAAGGAUGUACUGGUCCAGCACGUUAAAGCUCCCGGCAAUCGCAGAAAGAUUCACACGCGACAGAUUUUUCAAACUAAGGCAGUCGAUAAAGGUGAUCAAUGAUGACAAUGUGUCCGAGGACAUGAGGGCAUCUGACAAAUUCUGGAAAAUACGGCCUUUUCUGGACCGCAUUUUAAAAGGCUGCAGGUCUCAGGCAAGACCCAAGUGCGUUUCUAUUGGUGAGCAGAUAAUACCAUUUACAGGAGCCUUUCCGCAUCAACAUCUGCCAGUGAAGACCAAUUCAGUCGGAAUGAAAAACUUUGUCUGUGCUUCAGCGGAAGGCAUCCUGCUUGACUAUGAAUUGUAUCAGGGGGCAGAUGCUCUGACCGCACAGACCCGGGAUCCAGGGGAACUCGGCUUGGGAGGUUUGGUCAUUGAUCGUCUGUCUGAAACUCUUCGUCCAGGCACUCAAAUGUACUGCAACCGGUUCUUUAAAUCCAUCAAAACUGUGAAUCGAAUGAAGGACAAGCAGGUGUACGUGACUCGAACGGUGCUGAAGAACCAGAUCCCUGAAGCAGGGCAGAAUGUACGGAGUGACAAAACAGUGAAGAAGAAUGGAAGAGGUACCUCAGCACAAGUUACCAGUGAAGAUGGGGAAGUUUGUGUUGUGAAGCCUUACGACAAAAAGCCAAUGCUGAUGCUGUCUGAUGCAGAGCCUGAAGACACCUGCCAGCGAAGGGACAAGAAACGGAAACGAUACGUGGCUGUCAGACGUCCAAACAUUAUCCGUAAAUACAACAACAAGAUAAGUGGCGUCGACAUCAUAGAUAGGAUGAUCAGUGACUACAGGAUGAACGGCACGACCAAGAAGUGGACGCUACGGAUACUCAUGCACUUCACAGAUGUUGCUUUAGCCAACAGCUGGCUGCUGUACCAUCAAGACCACACAGUCCACGGCACGCCAAGAAAGGCAGUCAUGCAGUUUCAUGAAUUUCGAAUGGAAGUGGCCAAGACAUUCUUGGCCCAGUUUGCCAGUGGACAGGAAGAUAUUGCAGAACUCUCGAAACAGGAAAACACCUCAGAGAAUUUGGAGCCAGACAAAAAACGUCAUGUGAAGGAAGUGCCCCACAUCUCAGUCCGCACAAGGGCGAAUGCGCAUCUUCCAGAGAUGGUGAACCUGAAAAAUUCAGCACGUUGCAGAAUGGCAGGCUGCUCCGGGAAAACUCGGGUCCGGUGUGCUACAUGCAAGGUGUUCUUGUGUUUGCAGUCGGUGCGCAACUGUUACACAGUCUUCCACAGUGGUUGAGUGUUGUCAGCUGUUCCCAUAGACAGAAACUAAUUGUUAAAGAUCUGAUAUAUGGUUUAAUUGUUGCUUGUUAGGUAGAUUUAGGUUUUUCACAUCCAGGAGUUAAGAAUCAAAAAGUGACAGUGAAAAAUGUUACACACAGUAUUCAG
Messenger RNA from Salarias fasciatus (jewelled blenny), 2983 nucleotides. RefSeq lists its product as uncharacterized. The transcript is spliced from 5 exons. The record is from RefSeq and is a predicted model, not a curated record. Bases 39 to 2834 code for a protein of 931 amino acids. Lineage: Eukaryota; Metazoa; Chordata; Actinopteri; Blenniiformes; Blenniidae.